AUGGUGGUGCUCGCUGAGAUGGGCAGAUUGAUCCAGCUCCAGCUGCUAGUGGCGGCCGCAUCGAUUCUCUGUAUUCAAGACGAAUUUACGUCUGCGAAACGUAUCUCUGAGGAUAGUAGGAAGAAGCUCCAGUGCAGGAUUAAAGAACUUGAGGCGGAGAAGGAGGCCAUGGCGAGCCGGAUAGGACGACUAGAGACCGAGAAUGCCGAAUUGAAGAGGCUGCUUGAGGAAAAGGAACCGGACCUUCGGCGGGCCAUCGAUGAGCGCGACGCGACACAGUGUAAGUUAGCAUCGGUCAGAAUGACCAUUCGGAAACUCUUGAGCGAGAAAAGGGAAAGGGUCAAUGCCGAGAAACUUGAAUACACGACAGCAGAAGAGCGUGCGCUCGUAGAACUAUCUGGGGAGCAGCCCUGGGACGAAGCGGGCUUCACAGACCAGUCUGGAGGAGGUUCGCCAAAAAGUGGACCAUCAUCGGAAGAUGACGAUAACCCGCAAGCAACGAUUCCGCAAGCAAAACAAACGGACACGACGGGCCUAAUAGGUGAAUCGUUACGCGACAUCAUACAGGAGACGGGAACAAGGCCGGGUAACGACAAGACUGCCAAGGAGGGGCAACAGGCAAGGGAGCAGGCACCCACAGGUGUUCGAACAGCCAGUAGUGUUAGGAAAGAGCAGACAACAGUCGCAUCGCAAGAAGGCUGGUACUUAGAAUACUUCAAACCACCAGCAACAGCAGAGCUUUCAGUAGGAGGAUGGUUGUAUGAACAGCUUGCCGAACACUUACAGCUGGAUAAUAAGACGACUAUCUGCAACACAAGGUACGUUAAUGUAGAAAAUCUUCCUACCACCAAGAUUGAAAAGGCACAUAGCCAUCACAAAUGGUGGCAAGACGCGUGCAUGCAUAUCCAUAUACACAAUGACAUCGCAUUCCUAUUCAACCCCAUAGUGUUGGAAGGGCCUUCCACAACCUACCUCAUCAGCUGGGGCACUCGGAAAAUCAACCGAAAAGUCGAGAAAUACAUAUCAAGAGACAGAGCCGAGAAUCCCGCUUUUCACCUCUUGGUGUUACCCGCAGAAAAGGAAGCUUGGUGGUAUCUCGGAAUGCACAGCUUCACAAUAGCGCAGGUCCUGCCAGUAUGGUCCAUACUGAAUAGCCAGGAUAAGGAUGAGCUCACCUUGGAGCUGAAGAAGCGCUGGGAUCAGGCUCCGGGUGGUCAGCGUAUCGCAACGAUGCUUGAGCAGGGCGACUUGCAGCAGUGUACCAUCGAACUCAGGAGUGAAGGCCUAGCAGACCACUCUCUUGCGUUUCUUCAUGAUCAGCUGGGAAUGUCAAUUACAGAUUGCGGGGUCGGCGAGUAA
Sparassis crispa is the source of this 1359-nucleotide messenger RNA. RefSeq lists its product as hypothetical. The record is from RefSeq and is a predicted model, not a curated record. The transcript is spliced from 5 exons. The coding region runs from base 1 to 1359 and encodes 452 amino acids. Lineage: Eukaryota; Fungi; Basidiomycota; Agaricomycetes; Polyporales; Sparassidaceae.